Molecule: messenger RNA, 201 nt
Organism: Ostertagia ostertagi
Lineage: Eukaryota; Metazoa; Nematoda; Chromadorea; Rhabditida; Trichostrongylidae
Source: the annotation of a GenBank genome assembly
AGUAACAAGUACGACCUCAUGUUAGAAAUUGCUCUAGAUCUGGUGGACAAGGUCCUCUAUCCGAGGCACUGCGUUCAAAACUCAUUUGGAGCCGAAAUCCAAGCUGAUCUGACAAUCCCACCUGGAGCGACCAUUAUUCGAAAGGGGACUCGGGUCCUCGUUGACUCCUACUCGGUCUUCAACGAUAACACUGGCAUUCAA